This is a messenger RNA of Limulus polyphemus (Atlantic horseshoe crab), 1023 nucleotides long. RefSeq lists its product as uncharacterized. The record is from RefSeq and is a predicted model, not a curated record. Gene Ontology annotation, molecular function: chitin binding. NCBI's taxonomy places the organism in Eukaryota, Metazoa, Arthropoda, Merostomata, Xiphosura, Limulidae. Gene Ontology annotation, cellular component: extracellular region. The coding region runs from base 1 to 1023 and encodes 340 amino acids. The transcript is spliced from 5 exons.
AUGUCGUGGUGUGCCCUUCUCGACUGUUGCCUAAGCAACCGACUAGCAUUUCGUGGCUACGUCGGAGCUGAAGAAAGGGAAAAGCGUCAGAUAGACUUUCAGUUCCCAGGUCCAAGGAAUGAAGGUGAUCAGGGAGAUAGUGGACUUUACCAAGUUCCGCAAAGUCAGUUCCAAGCCCAGCCAGCCCAACCCUAUUCAGCUCCUCGUGGUAGCCCUAAGUAUGAUACAGCCCCUCAGCAGUCUUUAGAUGGAAAUGGUGGUUAUUCCGAUGGAGAGGAUGGGCCUACCACUCCUGAUCCUCUCUCCGUGCUUUUGGCAGGAUCCUCGUUUUCCUGUUCUGGAAAGAACGAAGGCUACUAUGCAGAUGACAGCAUAAACUGUCAAGUCUUCCAUUACUGUGCGGGAGAAACUAGCUACUCCUGGAUGUGUCCUGAGGGAACAGUAUUUCAUCAGGUUCAUCUAAACUGUGUGCCAUCUGAUCAAGACAUAUGUGACAGAUCUGAGAAAUACCACAUAGUCAACGACUAUUUGUAUAAAACCAUCGAUUUUGAAGGACCCAACAAAACAGCUCGCUACUACCAGCGGUACUAUCCCGAAGAGUUUCUUCUAGGAGCUCCAGCUCUCACGGACUUUGGAUUUCCAGAAGCUACCUCUAGUGGCUCUGGCGCUGAUGCUUCUGGGCCAGGAUCUGCUCCUAGGUCUAAUUCCUUUGGUGGUUCGCCUGCAUCGCGACCCGCCUCUAGGCCUCGUUCUUAUGAUGCACCUGCACCCCAACCACGACCCAGACCUCAAGCCCCUGGCCCCUCUCGACAACCUAAUUACCCUAACCUUCCUGAACUGCCACAACUUCCUCAGGUCUCCGGUAUUCCUCAGAGUCAGUCGCGCGUCCAAGCAGGUGGUAACAGUGGAGCUAGAAUCCCUAUUAGAUACAAUCCCAAUGCUUAUAGGGAUUCUACAGGAUCACUGUCGACGUCACAGGAUCAAGGAGGUGCUAGUGUACAGUUUGAUGACGUAUACAACUAA